Girardinichthys multiradiatus is the source of this 1618-nucleotide messenger RNA. Its product is annotated as endonuclease domain-containing 1 protein-like. Gene Ontology annotation, molecular function: nucleic acid binding; metal ion binding; hydrolase activity. Bases 172 to 1020 code for a protein of 282 amino acids. The transcript has 3 exons. The record is from RefSeq and is a predicted model, not a curated record. NCBI's taxonomy places the organism in Eukaryota, Metazoa, Chordata, Actinopteri, Cyprinodontiformes, Goodeidae.
GUUACAAAGGAGGAGGUGGAGGGAGUGUCAACACAAACAUUUCCCUGGGAAGAAAACUGCAGACAAAACCUAAGGAUGGGAAACAAGAACAGCAGUGCAACCGUGCACGGUCAGAAAAAAACAAACCAAUAUUGAACAGAACGGAAACUCUUGUAUCUUCUCAUCGUUGUGAUGGCGAGAGCAGAGGUUCAGGACAACAUCUCACAGGAGUGUAAGCAGUUCUUGUACAUGGGGACCAUGCCACGAGGGCUCGAGGAGCAGCCUUUAAAAAAGAUUUGUCAGUACUAUUCAGGCAAGCCACGUUUCUUCACCCUCUAUGACACCUUCAGUCACACUCCUGUUUACUCUGCGUACACGUUUAAGCGCUCGGAUGGCUCCAAAAAAGUUGAUGUGCCCUGGAUGUAUGAGCCACAGCUAUCUUUGGUGUCUGGAUCCAGAGAGAUGAUGCAGUUCCCUUCUGUAAAUAUUCACAAGAGUUUUGAGGAUUCUCAGGCUGUGCUUGACGACUACUCUGACACUGUGAUCUUCGAACGAGGCCAGCUGAAUCCAGACGAGCACCAGGCCGACCCAGAUGACAAAGCGGCCACCUACACUCUGACCAACGUGGUUCCCAGGGUCCGAGAGUUCAACAUUGGUCCUUGGAAGGUCCAUGAACACACCAUACGCAAGAGGCUGAACAACUAUUGCCGUGGAACCGCGUAUGUGGUCACGGGGGUCACCACUUCAGGCCAGAGCAUUCGCCGUCAUAACAUCAACCGCCUGGGCAUCCCUACCUACCUCUGGUCGGCCUACUGCUGUGUCGAUUUUGAUCACAAUGCUCCGUACUCAGAGCGCUUGAAAUUCCCUGCUUUCGCUGCUCAUGGGCUUAAUGAUAGGGAAAAUAACAGGGUUCAAGAGAUGAGAGUCCAGCAGCUGGAGGACUUCCUGAAGAGGGUGACAUAUGUCAGCAGCUCCUUCCAGAUCUUCUACGACAAUUGUGUGUCUCCUAAUACUGUAAACAGCCCCCUGCAUUCGGCCUGAGAAAAGAAAAGUAGAUGAGUUCUUAGUUUCAUUGUGGUUAAACAAUGUAGACGAUCUUAACUUUCCUCUGUUAGCACCUUCACUUUCUUAUGUUUCUAAAGUAACUUUUCCUAUAACACUGUGUACCUAGCAAUCUCAGUUAAGAGUAUCAGAUAAAGAACAUGCAGAAAGUUCUCCAUCACAGCUUGGUAUAUUUUACAUUUACUGAUAGCAUUUCUUUGUGUUGCAUUACCAGGUUUUGGUUAUACACAAAUGCCUAUAAACUCACAACCUGCUUGGUUUUACUCUCUACUCACGUUAUCUGUUCUAAUACUGUCUGGCAGUAACUGAGCGAUACCAGCAUGUGAAGGCUUUUUGUUCAGCCGAAAAAGAUUAGACCAGUGUUUUACAUUUUCUAUCCCAGAAACUGCAAUACUGCUGCUCAUUUCAGACAAACACAGUAACUUAUGGCAUAAAAACAUGUUCACUUUGACAGGUCAGGAAUUUUACAUGGUUCUAAGAGAUUGUUCUGAGUUUGAGGGAGACUGUUUUGUUCAUAUUUGGAUCUAGACCUCUGCUGUUAUAUUGUAGUUUAAAUAAACUGUAAUUUAAAAUGAAA